AUGAAUAGAACAGUAAGGUACAAUGCAGCGUCGAGCGAUGUGAGGCGGGAAGAACACCAAAAUCAUCUGGAAGUGUGCAACCAAGUCAUCAUUGUUAUGCGCCACGGAGAGCGCCGCGAUGGGGCAGUUGGUGCCCCAUCGGAGGUUGAUCCGCCGCUGACAAAGGAAGGUACAGCGCAGAUUACGAAAACCGCUGAAAAGAUUCGUGACAUACUGGGAGAAAAACAAGCAAAACGACUACUCCUUAUUGUCUCACCUUUUUUGCGUACUCGUCAAACCGCCCAAGAAUUGCAGAGGUGUGGAAUUGGUGAUGCACACCAUUCCCUCGUCGACAACACUCUUUGUGAGGUCUACGGACCUCUGCGGAUAAAGAGUAGCACGGCCCCAGUGUUACCGGAUGCGCUCGUGAAGAAUGGCUUGGGUAAAUUACCGCAGUGGGGGGAGUCUAUUGAAUUGGCUUCAGAGCGAUAUGUUGAGAAUAUGCUUCGUAACUCCCUCAGUUACCCACAGAACAAUUUAUUGCUUGUGACCCAUGGAGACGCCAUUAGUGCUAUUGUGACAGCCGUUUAUCCAAUGCGCAUAGUGUACGAGACGGAAUAUUUGUCCUUUAUUGUUCUUAAAAGAGCUCCAACAAGUGGAUGUGAUGGUGGCAUGGGCUUGUAUCAAUUGAUUGGCUCGAGCGGAGUACAGUGGCUGGAGGAGGCUCCUACAAAUUCUCUGGCGGAUACGUGUACAGCGGAAAUAGGUAACACUUCUAGUAGUGGCACACUUGCUCCUAAUGCGACACGGCCUCCAAAUUUGGCCAGCUGUAGGUAUGGGCACGAAGAUUCAAAUGCUAUUGCGAUUGACGAUGAUUGGGAUGUGGCUACUGAAGGAAGAAAUGAUUUUUCGGGAAUUUCUCUGUUAUUCCGCUUUAUGUUAAUUAUGUCACAAUUAUUGACGCUUCCUUCAUGGUCAGAUCAGGUCAGUGCUGUGAUGUACACAGGCGUGGUAAUUGCCGUUGAGUUGGUUUCGGUAGCUCUUCCUCUCAGCGUGUUGCAUUGCGUGCAGCUGGAUGUGACGCUCAGCUCUGUGGAGCGUAUACAUAAACUAACAAGACGCCAAAUUAUGCUGCCUGGUUGUAUCAUAGGCCCAAGGCUGCAAAGGUGCACUCUCUCCCUAUGUGUAUCGCUUGUGAAGGCGUUUGUUAUAUUUGUGUUAUGCAUGACAGUUGCUUUACUUGCAGGUCUAUUUUACAAGUUGAAGUUUAUUAUUGUUAUGCGCGAGUCGUAUGCCGAAGUUUUCGCAUCUGCCACGAAAUUUUUUGUGUUUGCUUUGUUUGUGGUGUUUGACACAUGUCGUAGGUUUUAUAAUGUGGAGCAUUGGGUAUAA
Messenger RNA from Trypanosoma rangeli, 1371 nucleotides. RefSeq lists its product as uncharacterized. The record is from RefSeq and is a predicted model, not a curated record. The coding region runs from base 1 to 1371 and encodes 456 amino acids. The transcript has a single exon. Lineage: Eukaryota; Euglenozoa; Kinetoplastea; Trypanosomatida; Trypanosomatidae.